AUGCCGACUCGAGCCAACGCCGGGCGAAGGUCGCCACAGGAGGUGUUCACAAAGAAUCCACUGGGCAAAAGAGGGACUGAAGAAGUGAUUGUGGGGAAAAACGACAAAAAGUUAGAAUACAAAGUGCUGAUUCCAAGCAAACAGGUCGUUGUUACCACAACACACGUUAACAACAUCAAGACGCUCACUGCCGAGUCGAACAAGAAACUGCGUCGAGUACCUGAGUCCAAAGAAGGUGACGAGCUCAAGGCUUUUGUACGUGAGAGGCAACGAGAGCGCGGCCGCGUAGAGCCAAGUCGAGGCGACGCGAAGACUCCAAGAGUCAGCGAUACGUCAGCGUCCACGUCAACGCGUCCGACAUCGAAGAUGCAAAGCGAAAGUAAACGACUGAAGGAGCUUGACCGCAACGAUGUCGGAGACUUAGCAAAGACAGCGCAACGUCGAAAAGUCCAGUCAACAGUACAAGACAACCGAGCAGUGCGCACCGACAAGACACAAGACGAUGCGUCGAACGACGAGAGCGAGGUCGAGGUGCUACCGAGAAAGUCAGCACGGGCACGCAAAACGUCAGUCAAGCAGCGUGAAGAUGACGAUGCAAACGCCUCAGUACCCAGCAACGCACCAAAGCAACGAGCGCACACGACGAUCGCAGCGUCAAUGCUCGUGCCGCUAGCGACGACGACGUUAGUGGCAGGGGACGAGAAUGUGGCAUUACCAGACCAAAGACGUAUCGAGCGGCGAUCAAAUCGCCUGAUGCGCACCUGUGGAAAGUGGCUGGGUAAUGCGAAAGAAGAAGGACGUCAACAAGGCCAUCGAGCGCUGCAAGGGUGGCAUUCCGCCGGCGGCGACGAUCAAGUACUGAGUCAUGACUACAACCUCACGUUGUUGGCCGUACUCGACAUCACCAGCAGGAAGGUGAAAUUGGAAGUUUCUCGCAUGUGGGGUGUCCCUGCAAGGCACUAUGACGUCCCAUCAGCUUACUUGAAGGCCUAUAAUGAAGAUGGCGUUGAGAUCUAUUUAAGAGUACCUAGGGGCAUGCAACUAACCAGCGAAGAGCUCGCGUGUGUUGGUGCGCAGAACAGUGGAGACGUGUGCUUGCGCCUUAUUAAGUCGCAUUACGGCUUAAAGCAAGCCGGCCGGUACAGUGAAAGCAAGAACGUACGUACGUGUGUGGACGACUUUUUAGCGGCUGCGACAAGCGAAAAGCUGCUAGACGAUUUCGGCAUUGCGAAGAAGUCGCUCGAGCUCAAGUGCCUGGGAUCCGCUAAACACUUUCUAGGAAUGCGGAUCAGCUACACAGCCAAUGCCAAGUACGCGAUAGAUCAGGAACAGACCAUUGUUGAACUGCUGCAUGAUCACGGCAUGGAAUCGUCCAACGCUGUUCGAGCGCCGAUCGCCGACGAGUCGUCGCUGCAGUCGGAGAGCACGAGCGCACAAUUGCUGCCUCCCGCAGGAUCGUGCAGCGCGGAACGACCGACCGUGCAGUGGUUCCAAUCGCUUGGCGACACACGUCAAAUCCACGCGCCAACAGAAAACGACCUAAAAAUUGAAAGACAAAUUUUGCGGUACCUUUCCGGGAUUGCGAGCUUGAAGCUGACGAUGGAAGGAGAUGUGACGAUGAGCAACAUGCGCGUGAAGACAGGAGGAACUUUGACGAAGAACGGCGUGCGGGUGUCGUGCUGUACGGACUCGGACUACGCUGCUGACAUAGCAACACGCAAGUCAAUCAGUGGCGCAAUCGUGUUCGUGGGUGGCAUGCCUGUGGCGUGGCAAGUGAAGCAGCAAUCGGCCGUGGCGCUGUCCACAGCCGAGGAUGAAUUCGUGGCAGCCGCUGUGGGUGUCAAGGAUCUGCUUGGCGUGCGCACCCUUUUGGAAGAGGUUGGCGUGCAGAUCGAGCUGCCAAUGAAGGCGCUUGUCAACAAAUAG
Peronospora matthiolae is the source of this 1926-nucleotide messenger RNA. Lineage: Eukaryota; Oomycota; Peronosporomycetes; Peronosporales; Peronosporaceae. The record is from the annotation of a GenBank genome assembly.